Molecule: messenger RNA, 3847 nt
Organism: Myxocyprinus asiaticus (Chinese sucker)
Lineage: Eukaryota; Metazoa; Chordata; Actinopteri; Cypriniformes; Catostomidae
Product: NAD(+) hydrolase SARM1-like
Exons: 8
Coding region: 984-3122 (712 amino acids)
Biological process (GO): signal transduction; negative regulation of MyD88-independent toll-like receptor signaling pathway; response to axon injury
Cellular component (GO): dendrite
Molecular function (GO): NAD+ nucleosidase activity; protein binding; signaling adaptor activity
Source: RefSeq, a predicted model, not a curated record
UGGGCGGGUCUACAAACUGACGCCGGGGAUGCUUGAGAAUGUGAUCCAUUUAUCAGGAAACUUGACUUUAUUUACAAACAUAACGGCAUCAUAUAUAUAUAUAUUUUUUGCUUAAGUACAAAUAUCGCUUUACCGGCGCUUGCGCGGAAUUCACGCACAGAUUGUACGAGGGUGACAAAAGGAAACUGGAAAUGUUUGUCUUUUGUCUGCUAACACCAAAUUAACAGACGGCGGUGCACAGCUAUACAACCGGUUAAUGUAAUUUUACCGUACAACUUCCGUUUUGUGCCUCAUUUGCUUCUAGGGCAAUUCAUUUGAGCGAACUCACUGACAGCUUCAACUUGUUAUUUCUCACGACGAGAUUUAAACACACGCUUAUGGGCCUUUUCUGAGACAUGGGCCCGAACUGUGGAUUCUGAAGGAGCCGUUCAGACCGAACGCGGUGUUUUGCUAAAAAAAAAAAAAAAAAGAAGAAGAAGAAGAAGAAGAAAGAAAAGAAAUAUAGAUACAGCGCAACAAAACACAGGUGUUUCGAGACGGCGUGUAAAAACAGCAAAACGUCCGUCUAGCGCAUGUUUACAUAAGAUAACAAUAGAAAACAUCGCGUGCGGACGUAAAAACGCAUUCGGUGUGAACGGCCCCUUAAAACGCCUUUGGUGGUCGAACGACUACUUUAUUAGGGCGCAAAUGAGACAAUAAUGAUUUGCUUGUGAAUGAGUUAGACAAGUUUGUAUCCAGUUAAAUGUUGGCCAGUUAAACAAUUUCUUUGUAACAGUUAUAAUAAGAAACAACAAUAUAAGGAAACAACAGGCCUAGAACUGUGUUUUUGUAAUAUUCGAAGCAAAAUAAUAAUAAUAAUAAUAAUAAUAAUAAUAAUAAUAAUAAUAAUAAUAAUAAUAAUAAAAAACGCGAGAACUGUUGCUGUGUAAAAUAACGGAAUCCUCACAAGGACAGUGCAGCUGUCUUUAAGAAACAGCUGGUAGAUGAUUUUGUCCCUCGUCGUUUACCUUAGCAAGAUCUGCCAUUAUUUCUCCAUGUUUAGUUUAAACAGACUCUCAGUUCCAGAAUAUGUCAGUCGACUGCACCCCCGGAGGACGGUCUCUGACCCCAAGGCCAUCUCUCCGGGCAUCAGCACCAACGUCCAGAUCGUGUUGGACGGCUCUCUCCCUUUGCUGCGCUCCGCAAUCAAAACACUAAAGUCUUCCAAAGAUACUGGAGAUCUGGAGGAGACCCGCCGGGCCAUUGCCGAAACUUUCCAGCUGGUUAAAGAGGCCUGGGUGCUGCCCACAGUGGGUCGACAGGUUGCAGAGGAGAUCUGUAACAGAAUCAGGUUGGAUGGAGGUCUGGAUUUGCUCUUGCAGUUGCUGCAGACACCUGCUGUAGAAAUCACCUAUGAAUCUGCCAAGCUUCUUGAGCAGAUACUGGUCUCAGAAAACAGGGAUUAUGUGGCACGCAUGGGGCUCGGUGUCAUACUGAACCUCACCCGUGAGCAGGAGGAUGCUCAGCUGGCACGAAGCGUGUCGGGCAUCCUCGAGCACAUGUUUAAACACACAGAGGAGACAUCUGCCCAGCUCAUCACUCACAGAGCCCUGGACACCCUGCUGUACUGGUGCCGUGGAACAGACCCAACUGUACUGCGCCACUGCGCUGUGGCCCUGGCUAACUGCGCCAUGUAUGGUGGGCAUCGGUGCCAGAGGAUGAUGAUCGAAAAACAGGCGGCCGAUUGGCUGUUCCCUCUAGCUUUCUCUAAAGAGGAUGAGCUGAUCCGUUUCUAUGCCUGUCUAGCUGUGGCCGUGCUGGCAGCUAACAGGGAGAUUGAGAAAGAGGUGGUGAAGUCUGGCACGCUAGAACUGGUGGAGCCCUUCAUUGCCUCGUUAGACCCUGAUGAGUUUGCAUGCAACCUCUUGGACAGCGCAGACAGCAUGCAGGGCCGCACAGCUGCAGACCUGCAACACUUGCUGCCUCUGCUGGAUGGCACACGGCUGGAGGGGAAAUGCAUAGCAGCAUUCUACCUUUGCGUGGAGACUAGUAUUAAGUCCCGUCAACGUAAUACCAAGAUAUUUCAGGAGAUUGGAGCUGUUCAGAGUCUAAAGAGAAUUGUCAUGUACUCCAGUAAUGCCACAGUCUGCACUUUGGCUAAGCGGGCCCUUACGAUGAUGGGCGAGGAUGUCCCGCGUCGUAUCCUGUCAUCUGUACCCAACUGGAAGAGAGGAGAGGUGCAGACCUGGCUGCAGCAGAUUGGCUUCAGUGCAUUCAGUGAUCGGUUUCAGGAGCUGCUGGUGGAUGGAGAUCUACUGCUUAAUAUCACAGAACAGGAUCUGAUCCAUGAUCUGGGAAUGAAUUCUGGGCUCACUCGCAAGAGGUUUCUAAGAGACCUGCGUGUACUGAAGACCUAUGCCAACUACUCAACAUGUGACCCUAGUAACCUGGCAGACUUGCUGGCCGACAUAGACCCACGAUUACGUCAGUACAUCUAUGGUCUGGUUCAGUCGGGGGUUGAUCGAAACAAUAUUGUCCACAUUACAGAACAACAGCUGCAGUCUGACUGCCACAUAGAAAAUGGCAUCCAUCGUGCCAAGAUUCUCUCUGCCACCCGCCGUCCUGCUAAACCCUGCUUAACUGACUCCCAGCCUGCGGGUCCUGAUGUAUUCAUCAGCUACCGUCGCACCACUGGGUCACAGCUUGCCAGCCUGCUAAAGGUACAUCUACAAUUACGUGGUUUCAGUGUCUUCAUCGAUGUGGAGAAGCUGGAGGCUGGCAGGUUUGGGGAGAAGCUGAUCACGAGUUUGCAACGAGCACGCAACUUUAUCUUAGUGCUGUCAGCCAAUGCACUGGACAAAUGCAUGGGGGAUGUUGCCAUGAAGGACUGGGUACAUAAGGAGAUUGUCACUGCUCUAAAUGGAAAGAAGAACAUCGUCCCUGUAACUGAUAACUUCAUGUGGCCUGAUCCAGCCUCUCUGCCGGAGGAUAUGAGCGGCAUUCUCAAAUUUAAUGGCAUUAAGUGGUCCCAUGAGUAUCAGGAAGCCACUAUUGAAAAGAUUCUGCGUUUCCUCCAGGGAUGCCCCAGCAAAGAGCAGACAGACACAGCCAAAACAGACAAAAAAGAUUCACAAACAAAAUAAGAUAUUUGUCCUAUUUAAUAACUUACAUAAUGCCUGAUAUGUAUGGACCUUUCCAAGAACGUGCUCCCGUGAUUGUAUGGGCCAUAUCUAUAACUCAGGAAGUUGAAUAGAUUUCUGCAUUAUCAAUCGCAUUAAUGACAUCAUCAUAAGCAUUAGCAUGGUUACUCUCUAACUUUUACAUACUAGACAACAUCUUUACUUUAAGUAAAUUACUACAUCAUGAACUGGGUUUGCAUCAUCCACGAGGCAUAGAACUAAUCUUUCACAUGUGCAGAGAUUCCAUACUGUAUAUCACACCAGUUCAUAAAACUUAAAUUAAAAUUAUUAAUCAUAAUGGUCACUAAUCACCUCAAAACAGUAUUAGAAGUAUUAGGAUUAUCCUAUUAUAUAGUAACAUGAAUUCAAAUAUGGCUUUAGUGGCUUUCUUAGGAUUUGCCAAAAUAAUACUGUAUGAAUUAAUUCACUGGUAUAUUUUCCACUGUGAAUAAGGUAUACCCGAUCACACAAGGAAAGAUCCUUAUGAACAUUUACUAACACCUUAUCCUGCUUUUGGGCUCCCUACAGUUGCCUUAUAAUAUCUGUUAUAAUAUCUGCCUUAUAAGGUCUCUUUUAUGUGAAAUAACACUCUGUUUAGGAAUUGGUCCUGAAUUUUGAAAUUUGAAUUGGUCAAGUGCUUAUGUACAAAAUCUGUACAAUGACAAUGUUCUUAUUCAAAAAUAAACAGC